CAACAGUUCAACAGCCCACUACAAAGCAUCAACCAUCUACUACUACUUCAUCACUUCAUCAACUCUUCAACACUCAAAAUACUUCACAUCUAUCCUUCAAACCAACCACCCACCAACAUCAACAUGAAGCCCUUCGCCGCCAUCGCUUUCGGCCUCGUCGCCGCCGUCUCCGCCAUUCCCACUCCGGCUGCCAGCGUCCCUGCCAACGUCACCUUUUCCCUCACCAACGAUCUGACCGGUGCCAACGCCGCCGCCACUAUCCCAGGCAAUGGCGUUGACGUCCCGCUAGUCGACCUCUUCCUCGGCACCUCCGUUGCCCCCAAUGGCCAGAUCCUCGCCACCAGCAUCCAGUUCGUGACGCUUCCUCCCAAUGUCUUCUCCGCCUGCGUCUUCGACCUCGACGGCCGGGCUGUCGUCAUCAACGACAAGAAGACCUUUGCUGAUAUUGACGGCAACCCCUAUGCUGCUAUUCCUCAGCUUCUCAACGGGGUUACGAUCAACUGCCAGACUAAUGGAGUUGUGGCUUAAGUGCCUUUUGGUGUAUUGCAUUGCGAUGGUGGAGCGGGGAAUUGCAUUUGUUUUUGGCACAGCAUCUAUCGGUUGCAUUGCAUAGCGCUGUGGUUUUUGUUGGGCUU
This is a messenger RNA of Mytilinidion resinicola, 635 nucleotides long. RefSeq lists its product as uncharacterized. The transcript has a single exon. The record is from RefSeq and is a predicted model, not a curated record. Lineage: Eukaryota; Fungi; Ascomycota; Dothideomycetes; Mytilinidiales; Mytilinidiaceae. The coding region runs from base 124 to 528 and encodes 134 amino acids.